This is a messenger RNA of Angiostrongylus costaricensis, 324 nucleotides long. The record is from the annotation of a GenBank genome assembly. Lineage: Eukaryota; Metazoa; Nematoda; Chromadorea; Rhabditida; Metastrongylidae.
AUGUUGGAAUCCUGCCAAAUAAGUGACACUAUUGGAUUGCUGCCAAUAGGCGGAGCCAUUGGGUCGUUGCCAGCAGAUCGCAUGACCAUUGGAUCGCUGCCAAUACGUAACACCGCUGGACUUUUGCCAAUAGGUGACACCACCGGACUACUGCCAAAUAGGGUGGACCCUGAAUUUUUACCACUAGAUUACAGCAACAAUGGAACGUUGCCAAUAUAUGACACUAUUGGAAUCCUGCCAAUAUGUAACACCACUGGACUCUUGCCAAUAGGCGUGGCCAUUGGAUUUGUGCCAAUAGGAGAGGCCUUGGAUUUUUACCAAUAG